Penicillium crustosum is the source of this 1563-nucleotide messenger RNA. RefSeq lists its product as uncharacterized. Lineage: Eukaryota; Fungi; Ascomycota; Eurotiomycetes; Eurotiales; Aspergillaceae. Bases 1 to 1563 code for a protein of 520 amino acids. The record is from RefSeq and is a predicted model, not a curated record. Gene Ontology annotation, cellular component: membrane. Gene Ontology annotation, molecular function: transmembrane transporter activity. Gene Ontology annotation, biological process: transmembrane transport. The transcript is spliced from 5 exons.
AUGUCACUCUUACAUGCCCUUCGCCAUGAAACUAAACCAGUUGCAUCGUCUACUGUACCUCGCGAGCUAGAUCUGACCCCCGCAAUCCCAGUCGAACAUGUUCCAGACACGCAGGUUUCCGUAGAAGAAAACUCGACUCCUAGAGAUGGCCAACCUGUCUUUGAACGGACGCUGCCCAGUCGGACGACUAAAUCGCGUCGAGUGGUCAUUACCACACUUCUUGUUUCGGCUAAUCUUGUACAGAUGACAGUCAAUUUUGCAGGCAUUGCCGGAGGAAGCGCCUUGAGUGAAUCAUUGGGUGCUAAAGACACCUACGCCUCAUGGAUUGCUGCUAGUUAUGCUCUAACCCAAGGUACCUUCGUGUUGGUUAGUGGUCGAUUGGGAGAUGUUUAUGGCCAUCGAGAACUCGUCUUAGUCGGGGGUGCCUGGCUCACCAUCUGCACCCUAGCCAAUGCCUUUUGUAACAACUUCUUCGCCUUUGUCACGAUGCGGGCUUUAGCUGGUCUUGGAGGGGCAUUAAUCAUGCCUAAUGCAGUGGCUAUGAUAUCCAGUACCAAUCCCCCCCGGUCGCGUGCGAAAUCUGAGUCUGGGUCUCUUUGUGCCUGUCUUGGUGUUAUCACAUUCACUCCUCUGUGGGGUUUGAGUCCGCGAGAACCUCCGGUCGAUCGUCAUGGAAAGAUCGACUGUAUUGGAUCGACUCUUGGAACAAGCUCAUUGAUUCUGUUCAACUUUGUUUGGAAUCAAGCACCGAGUGUCGGUUGGUCAACCUCCUAUGAGAUUGUUUUCCUGGUCAGCUCGAUUAUCCUCUUCGGGGGCUUCUUGCUUUGGGAAAGGAACUACGCCGCGGAGCCCAUCAUGCCACUCGAAAUCUUCAAAGCCCCAUCUUUCCUCAUGCUGCUCUUGGUCGUGCUCCUCAAUUAUAUGGCUGUCGGAACCUUGAUCUGGUACCAGGUCCUAUGGCUCCAAAAAGUCUGGCAUUGGUCUCCCCUCCAAUUUGCUGUGGGCUGGACCCCAUUCGUGAUCUGCGCCACGGGCGCUGCCUGUCUCGCAGCAUGGAUGAUCCCGCGAAUGGCAGCACAAUGGAUCCUAGCCAUUGGGACGGUCACGAUCUUAAUUUCUAAUGUGCUCAUGGCGACCGUGCCAAUCCACCAAUCCUACUGGCCCCAGAUUUUUCCUUCUGUGGUUCUGUUUUCAUUCUGUCCGGACUUUGUGUACACGGCUGGCCAAAUCAUUGCCAGCAACUCCGUCCGUCGAAAUCAGCAGGGGAUUGCUGCGUCUGUCAUCGGCACCUUGAAUCUGUAUGGAAACAGCCUCGGACUAGGGUUUGCAUCCACUAUUGAGGUGCAAAUUGCCCGCCGCUCGGGUAGCCAAAUCAUGGGGUAUCGAGCGGCACUUUUCUUCGGGGUUGCCAUCAGUGUCUUAGCGCUUAUACUUGAUAUCUGCUUUGUGCGACUAGUCAAGGAUGAUCGGGAGGGAUGGCAUGAGGAUGACCACAUAGAGGAAAUUGAGCUUACGGAACAGGCCGAAGCUACCGGCGUCCAUCUACCGAAUGUCAACCACUAA